This is a messenger RNA of Cuscuta europaea, 1378 nucleotides long. Lineage: Eukaryota; Viridiplantae; Streptophyta; Magnoliopsida; Solanales; Convolvulaceae. The record is from the annotation of a GenBank genome assembly.
CAACACGUUAUCAACACUUUUGCUCUGAACCUAAAUAUAUUUUUUACGCCUCCAUUCUCCUUUCCCCAUAGUUGCCGAUCAUUGAAUUCUUUGGCUUGUAGAAAGAGAGUUGCUCAACGGAACUUGUCUUUUGCUUCGAAUCAAUAAAGCAGCAAAGGAGCAAAUCCUCCUGGACCUCCCUGGACAGCCCCUACUGGACAGAAUCCCGCCACAGGCAGCCUCCAUACUCUGUUAAGGCUACUGUGCAAAUCAACCCAGGCAAUCUUCUACAUCUGAAUUUUUGAGAUGACUGAUCCAACUCGACCCGAGUUUGACAUCCUGGACUCAGAAGGACUUGAGUACCAUCGCUGGGUUUCUGACAUAGAAACCACUUUUGUGGCUAAAGACUAUUCCGCCACGCUUGCCGACCCUGAAAGUUUAAAAGAUAAUGCACCGUCUGAAAAAAUAAAGGCUCCUGCGUUAAUGUUCCUUAGACACCAUAUUGACCCUAGCUUACGUUGGGAAUACUUACAAUUGAAAACCCCCAAAGAACUGUGGGACGCACUAAAAGGUCGUUUUGGGAACAUACAUGACACAUUGCUCCCCGAACUGACAGUGCAAUGGAAUGAAAUCCGCUUAGUCGACUUCAAAAAGAUCAACGAUUUUAAUAAGGACAUGUUACGCCUCAAAGCGCGCCUUAAUUUCUGUGGUAAACCAAUCACAGAAGAUGAAAUGAUUGAUAAGACCCUCUCCACUUUCCCUACCUCAGCACUUAUACUAGCGAACCAGUAUAGGUUGGAGCAUAAUAACAAAAGAAUAACCACAUUUAAUCAGUUAAUUAAUUUGCUCCAAGUUGCUGAAAGACAAAAUCAAGUUCUCUUGAAUAACAAUGCCAGACCAGUUGGGACAAAGAAAAUUCCCGAGGUCAACUAUGGCAAAGCAAACACUGGAAAGCACCCUAGUGGAAGAGGAGAGGGUCGUACUCGUGGAAGGGGGCGCAACAAUCGCGGCGGGCGUGGAGGCCGAGGUACGGGCCGUGGAGGAUUUUCCAAAGUGUGGAAGAAAGAUACAAGCGGUGGGACCAGUGGUCAAACUAACAAGGCCCAUAAUGCACCAUCAAAACCUCCAGUCAAACGAGACCGAGUUGGGGAAGAACCAUGCUACAGAUGCGGAGUUUCAGGUCAUUGGUAUAAGAAUUGCCAAGCCAGUAAUAGAGUUGCUGCUGCCUACAAGAAAUACAGAGAAUCAAAGGAGCAUGAAUCUCAGUUUGUGACAGACGAAGAAAAUGAGGUUGAUGUAAACCUCACAGUGGCGGAUUUUGGUGUUAAAAAUAACACCACCCAUUCGGUCGAUGCACCGGACUUUGAUUAAAUUUCCCCUAUCCCACCAGAUAAUUUAA